This is a messenger RNA of Marchantia polymorpha subsp. ruderalis, 1207 nucleotides long. Lineage: Eukaryota; Viridiplantae; Streptophyta; Marchantiopsida; Marchantiales; Marchantiaceae. The record is from the annotation of a GenBank genome assembly.
GUCCACUAGUGCAAAAUGGAUAGAAAGCAUCGAAGAGUUUGAGAGAGGGCCAGGCGCCCCGAGAGCAUAAGUGAAAAUUUGGCAGGAGGAGGAGGAGGAGGAGGUCGGAACACGAAAGAACAUAACAGGUCAAGGUAUGGCUGGCGGCCCGUUCCUGAGGGUCGGGAACUUCGAAAAAAUCCCCGGUUUUAAACCGCCUGCAAUGUCGAGUCGUGCAAUGUGAUAACACACCACCCCUUGCCCCUCGUCAACCUCCUCGAGCGCCAAAUAUAGCGAGACCACAUACAUGUGUGUCCGGACAGACGAUGGAUGGAUGAUGCGCCGAGGCGAACGAGGGCCAAACCUUGACUAAUUCAGAUGCCCUGGAGAAAUCCGCUGCCACGGUCUUCAGAGAAGCUGGACAGCGAUUGGAAUACGUCUCUGGGACGGGAGACGCAGGCAGGCGACGGUACGGUUGAAUCGAGUCAGUCGGGCCAGCGACAGCUAUGGCGGCGGCUGCAGUCGUCACCGGCAGCGGAUCGGAUGAUACGAGCGCUGAGUUGGAGCUGAUGGAGGGCUCGCGCAGCGAGGACGCUCCGAAUGCCGCCGCGAGGACGGAGCCCAGGCGCCCAUCGCCCGUCGGCCUCCCCCGCUUGCUCCCGCGGUGGGCGAUCCGCGCCUGCCGGACCGAAUCACGCCCGCGGCGGGACUCCAGGACCGGCCGGGCGGCAGCGCUGGAAUUCGUACGUACGUGUGUUGGGCGGACCGAUAGACGGUGCGCAUCGACACACGCACGCAGUGCAGCGGCAGGCGUGUAGAAGGGGCCGCGGUGACGGAGGGCGCCGCAUGCAGUGCAGUGCCGAGAUGCGGAUGCCGCAUCGCCGAGAUGUAUGUUUCUGUACGCCUGGGACUUUUUCCAGACCUUUCCGACGCCCGGAGCGACGAGUCUGCGCAACGCAACGUCGGGAGCUGGCGCUGGCGCGAGCUCGCGGCGAGCGACGGAGCAGGGAAGGGAAGCGGACGGGGUUCAUGCCAGCAUCCGGAAGCGGCAAGUGCCAUGAGUCCGGGCGGUCUUGCAGGGCGAUCUGAGCUUGCAGUGUGGAGUGGAGCGCAGGAGGAAAAAGUGAGCCUCGGCAUGAAGUAGUGUGCAGCAAGCUACGUGUUCCGCAGCCGCUUCCUUGAUCGUCACACUUCUCUCACGACCGGCCCCACCGAGCAGCGCCGGUCU